UUGCUUUUCUCUUUUCAAUUUCGGCUAUGUCCCAACUCCGGACAGAAGGAAGAGACCUGACCCAAUGAAGCUGAGAAAGAGCGAGUCAACUUUUUGAAGUCCAACCGCUGGAAACUCUUUAAUUCCUCUGCACCAAAUCCAAUAAAUUUUAAAACCCAUCUUUAAUUUCCGCCAUUGUUGAUUACCCAGGUCUUGAUUUUUCUAGAAAACGCAAAAAAAGGGGAGAUUGUUCCUCUGUUUUGACUCUUCGGAAACUCGUCGAGAAAUUUGAUUUAUCUUGAACGGAAAGGUCAAUCCGUUUCCGAUUGCUAAAACCCGAUCUGGGUUUUCCCAUUUCCAGGGAAUUCGAUUAUGGGAAUGCAGAAAGAUAGGGUGAGAUUCAAUGUUGGCGGCAGAAUGUUCGAAACAACCGCCACAACUCUCGCGAAUGCCGGCCGGAAUUCCUUGUUUGGGGCACUUUUCGAUGAGAAUUGGGAUUUACGAUCUGUUAAUUCCGAUGAAUUCUUCAUUGAUCGGAACCCUAAUUGCUUCGCCGUGCUUCUUGAUCUCUUACGCACUGGAGAGCUUUACGUUCCGACGAAUGUGCCGGAGAAACUCCUCUAUCGGGAGGCUCUCUUCUACGGCCUGCAGGAUCACUUCCGCUCCGCUAAAUGGGGCCAAUUCGACGGCAAUAGAUUGAAGCUUUCGCAUUCUACGACCGGCCAAGCCCCAGGAGAUGGUACUGCCAUCCGAGCUGGUCCGGACGGUGGUUGCUGCAUUGCUCAUGGAUGUAUGGUUCAUGUCUACGAUUGGAUGCUCGACGAACACCCUCCAAUCAGUCUCGAUUAUCAGCGAGUCAACGACGUGGGGUGGAUCGAUGCCGAGAAUAUCAUGGUUAGUGUGUGUGAGAGAUUAGGCCGUGGCGACGGCGGAAUGGGUCUAUUCAGCAAGUCAACAGGUGAGCUCCGGCAUAAGUUUCAAGUCAGUCAUGAAAAUCAGGUAAAGAGCUGCACAGCCGGAGCUUUGAGUUUCAGUUCAGAUUAUAAAAUCUUCUCUAGUUGUAAAGGUAGAAGCAAUGAGUAUGGGAUUGGCGUUUGGGACCAAAUGACUGGAAAACAGACAGAUUUUUUCUAUGAACCAGCAGGUUGGUCGCUCGGAGAUGCUGACAAGCUCCAAUGGCUGAAUGGAACCAAUUGCUUAUUGGUUGCAACCCUUUUUCCUAGGAAGGAUAAUUGUUACAUUAGCCUGUUGGAUUUCAGGGAGAAGAAAAUGGUGUGGUCUUGGUCGGAUAUCGGAGCUCCGUUGACCGUCGAUGAGAAACGAGUAAGAGACGCCAUAGCCAUGGAGGAGAGCAAUUCAAUCUGUGUAGUGAAUGAGUAUGAAGAUUUGGGGUUUUUGGAUUUGAGAAGCAGCAGUGGAGGGAGCAUACGGUGGAGCUCAAGAAGUAGGCUAAUGAAGGGGAAGAUGCCAGAAGAGCCAUGUUACCCCAAGUUAGCUGUACAUGAGGGGCAGCUAUUUUCAUCUAUGAAUGAUUCAAUAUCAGUGUUGUGUGGACCUGACUGGGUUUUGACGUCCAGGCUCCGGCGAAGCGUCGGUGGUUCGAUCUGCGACUUCUCGAUUGGCGGGGAUCGCCUUUUUGCACUUCAUAGCGAGGAGAAUGUCUUCGACAUUUGGGAGACACCACCUGCGCCUGUAAUGUCAUCGUUUAGCUAAUGCUCUCCUUCUUGCUGAUAGAAAAAAAGGUUCUCUUUUUGGUUAUUGGAUUUGUGAGAUAGAGUAGUUGAAGAGAAAUAACGAUGUAUAUAGCAGGACGUCUUGGUUCGGAGAAACUGGAGAUGUUGGCUAAGAAAACAUAACGAAACGGAUUUAGAGCAGGCAAUUUGUAUGGGUUCAUCACUACUAUAGUAAUAGAUAAUCUCAAUAUUUCUUCCA
Molecule: messenger RNA, 1911 nt
Organism: Cucurbita pepo subsp. pepo (vegetable marrow)
Lineage: Eukaryota; Viridiplantae; Streptophyta; Magnoliopsida; Cucurbitales; Cucurbitaceae
Product: BTB/POZ domain-containing protein At2g24240
Biological process (GO): protein homooligomerization
Molecular function (GO): protein binding
Source: RefSeq, a predicted model, not a curated record